This is a messenger RNA of Saccostrea cuccullata (small rock oyster), 441 nucleotides long. Its product is annotated as THAP domain-containing protein 11-like. Lineage: Eukaryota; Metazoa; Mollusca; Bivalvia; Ostreida; Ostreidae. The record is from RefSeq and is a predicted model, not a curated record. Bases 1 to 441 code for a protein of 146 amino acids. The transcript has a single exon.
AUGGUGGGUCGAAAAAAUACUCCCGAAUCAAAGGGCAAGUAUUGGUGUGUGGUACCAGGGUGCAAUUCCGAUUCAAGAAAGAAAAAUAAACUAGAUAAAUAUCCUUGGAUGGAGGAUGUCUCCUUUGAACCCUUCCCAACGAAACGCAAAGAGCCAAAACUUCGAGCGAAAUGGAUCACCAUGAUACGGCGCCCCAAAGAAUAUGAACCUUUAGCUCAUCACAGAGUUUGCACGAAACAUUUCGUAGGAAAUUGUCGCUCAGAAAAUCAUACAAUCCCAGAACUUUUCCCAUGGAAUAAUUACAAAUCAGUAUCUACAACAAAACCCCUGUCUAUUGAGAAGCGAGAACGAGCAAUGGAGCAAAGUGCAACAGCACCUGCAUUCCAAGACAAGGAAAACUCAGGUAUGACAAAUGUUAAUAUAUGGGCCAACCCUACAUAA